Glycine soja is the source of this 1591-nucleotide messenger RNA. Its product is annotated as probable purine permease 4. The transcript has a single exon. The record is from RefSeq and is a predicted model, not a curated record. Gene Ontology annotation, cellular component: membrane. Lineage: Eukaryota; Viridiplantae; Streptophyta; Magnoliopsida; Fabales; Fabaceae. Gene Ontology annotation, molecular function: purine nucleoside transmembrane transporter activity. The coding region runs from base 215 to 1420 and encodes 401 amino acids.
UUCAAUAGUCCAAAGUUGUCGAAAAACGUAACACACUACACACGUAAGAAGAGUUACAAGCAGAGGUGACAGAUGGUUCUUAGUGAAGGUGACAAGCAAAUAAAAAGAGCUCAAUAACUUCAACUUAUCGGUUUCAACACUCACUUUCGUCUCUUUCAUUCAAGGAGGAUUAAUUACAUCAUCACUGUCCCCAACACAAAAAAUCUCUCACACUAUGGCUCUUAGCAUCAAGAACAGUGAAAUUGAAUUUGUUGAUCAUGAAGGUGGAGAAGCAUUAGCACAUGCAGAUCUAGUUUCCACCAUGGACAACACAACAAUGCAGGAGCGUGCAGAUCAAAAGGGUAUCAUUAGCACUAGCAAGAGGUACAUCAACAUCAACAUGCCCCUUUUGGUGAUUAACUAUGCAUGUCUCUUUGUGGGUUCACUUUCUUCUAGUUUGCUAUCUAAGUACUAUUUCACCCACAAGGGUUCAAGUAGAUGGGUUUCAACUUGGGUUCAAACCGCAGGAUUUCCUCUUUUGAUGAUCCCAAUUUGUGUUCCUUAUCUCUUUAAAUUCACCAAGAGGGUACCCUUCACUGAUUUCACACCAAGAAUGUUGAUUAUCUCAAUUUCAAUCGGUGUUAUGUUAGGAUUCAACAACCUUUUCUUCUCAUGGGGAAACUCCUACCUUCCCGUUUCAACCUCAGCACUUUUGCUAUCUUCCCAACUACUCUUCAACCUUCUCUUCUCUGUCAUAAUAGUGAAGCAAAAAAUAACCUUUUCAAACGUGAAUUGUGUGAUCCUUCUCACCCUAAGCUCCAUCCUCCUAGGCUUGGACUCUAGUCACGAGAGACCAAAAGGGCUAAAUCAAAAGAACUACUUCAUUGGAUUCUUUUGCACCAUAGGCGCAGGCUUGAUGUUUGCCUUGUAUUUGCCACUAAUGGAGAAGAUUUACAAGAAGGUGAAUUGCUACCAAAUGGUGAUGGAAAUGCAAGUGAUAAUGGAGGCUGCAGCAACAGCAUUGGCCAUAAUUGGCAUGACAUGGGAUGGUGGAUUCUCUGAGAUGAAGGUAGAGAGCCAAACGGUGUUUGACAAAGGAAGCAGAGUUUAUUGGGUGACAGUGAUGGGAAAUGUGGUGACUUGGCAGCUAUGUUUCAUGGGAACUGCAGGAAUGGUAUUCCUGACAUCUUCAUUGACUGGGGGCAUUUCCAUGACAUUUUUGUUGUCAAUGAAUGUCUUGGGAGGGGUUGUGGUCUUCAGAGAUGCAUUUGGUGGUGUCAAGGCUGUGUCCACUUUUCUCUGCAUUUGGGGGUUCUGCUCUUAUGUCUAUGGCAUCUACAAGUACAACCAAAUGGGGGAACACAAAUUUGCUCAAACCAGGAACAAGAAUAUUAGUAGUAAUGAUUCAUCCACUGAGAUGAUCCACAUUUUGAAACAUUGAACUAUAUAUUUGCAUAUGUAUAGUUUAUAAUAAUGUCAUCUUCGUGUAAUUAGCUACAAUAUUGACCAAGACUAUCAGUAUCUAUUCAUAUAUGGGUCUCUUGCUAAAUGCACCGAUGGUUAUAGAAUUUAAAAUAAAAAAAAUUCAAAAUAAAAUGUCUUUGUUGGAAUA